Molecule: messenger RNA, 6615 nt
Organism: Spodoptera frugiperda (fall armyworm)
Lineage: Eukaryota; Metazoa; Arthropoda; Insecta; Lepidoptera; Noctuidae
Product: mucin-17
Exons: 3
Coding region: 285-5948 (1887 amino acids)
Source: RefSeq, a predicted model, not a curated record
AGCUGAAGUCAGUGUUCGCGCGCCGGCUGAGGUGAUAACACGCCACCAACUUAACUUAAACUUAACUACUUUUUUAUUUUUUUUAUUUCUAAGUUAAGUCAAGUCAACGGAGUGUGAUGUUGAACCAUUUUUGUAUUUCGAAAAAUGUGAUUCAGUCAACGAACUUGUUUGGUUUUUGAACGAGAUUACCUUUUCCUAUAUUUUUUUUUAUAAUUUGGAUUUUUCAAGUGAUCGAACUAUAAGGGAGGUUCUAUUUGGAAUUGAAGUGACGUUGUACUGUUAAGAUGGCGCACCGCACCGUGCACCGCUUGGCCUGCCUCGUGACACUCCUCGCCGCGGCGACAGCAACAAAGAAAGAGCAGACGAGAUGGUCUCGUCAGAUCAGCACGUACACCUCCGACAUCAGCGACUGGGUGCCCCUGUCCGGCCCCGUCGAGAGGGAGCCAGCACAACCACCUCAAAUCAAAAGACAAGCGGUCGCAGAACCGAGGAUAUUGACGGAACCCUUCCCAGGCCUCGUGAGACCCACCGGCUUUAGCCAAGACUCGUUCCCAGCAAGAAAUUAUUACAAUUCAGCUGCUAACCGACAGCUUUACUUGCAGUCCGUGCCGUCUGCUCCACAGAAUUAUCUGACGGACCAAGGUUUUGGACAGGGCAUUCGAUUCGGAUUGUCUCAGCCUAAUUUUCCACUGAGCCAAGGGUUUGUAGCGCCUCCAUUCGGUUUCGAUUCCGUUCAGCCACAGAAACCUAGACCACAAUCCAUACUGAACCCGGUCAGCUUCAAUCAAGCGUUACCUGCUUCUGUUCCAUCAAAACCUUUUCUAAACCAAGGCCAGAAAACAAUGCAGGAAUUACCGAGACUGGUUGAUGGAUACCGAGCGGACAAUGCCAGCGUGUUUAGUGUAAUGAAGAAACCACAAUCUCUACAGAAAAUCAAGUUUGAUACCAUUGAUAAGCCAUUAAAAUCAGAUCCAUUGUCACAGCAUUCAAAACACGAGAGAGAAGAGGUUCAGCUGUUAUACGUGCCACUAGAGUCGCUGAACAGAGGACAGUUUAACUUCCGCAGUCCUUUGACGACUUCACAGUUAGUUAACACGGAACUGUAUUCUGGCGGCGGUGCUCGUCCUAACCCACUGAAACAAACGUUCAUAAAUGACUACCAGAGGCAGGCUGCAAAACCGCUAGACCCCUUGUCAGGGCAAAACUAUUUUUCCGAGUUCAACUCCCAAUUGAAAGGCGAUCAAGUACCAAAAUUCUCGACAAUCAGUACUCCUUUCCCGACACAACCCCCUACGACUCCAAAGCCGAAGAAGCUGAAACCACACCAACCGCCUCUAGCUAUCUUCAUGACUAAAGAAGUCAGCAAGAACAGUCAAGUCAAAGUGGGAGACGUUCUGUCUUCUCUGAAGAACGCAGACACUAUCGCUGUGUUGGAUUCAGUUAACCCUCUGAACGCGCCCAAAGUGUUUAUCGGACCAUCUACUUUACCACCACCAGAUAAUUUCGUCAAAUUCGAGUUACCCUAUUUGUCGAACAUCGAAAAUGUCGAUAAGAAACUGAAACAAUUACCAUUCUUUGUUGCUCCCUUGAGCUACAAUACUCCAAACGGAUUCGCCAAAAUUCCUUUCCCAUCUCCACAUGUGGGUUCAGUCGUUAUAAAUUCUCAAAUCCGAGAAUCGCCACAAACCCAGCCACCGUCGCAACCGUUAUAUAAUCAAAACUUUUAUGCAGUAACUCAGCCAACCUACAAACCAGAGAAACCGGUUACACAGAAACCAACUUUCAGCUAUUACAGUACUGCUGCACCUAAAGCUAAACCGCUACCUAACUACCAAUCCAACUACUACUCGUUUGAGCCGCAGACUGUUUCAACCAUACGACCACCAAAACAACCAGAGACUGUGACAUCUCCCCCCAAAACUGGAUCAUACUUCAUAAGUAACACGGCGCCUCAAUACAACUCACACGACAUCGCGAACUUCUCACCGCAGAACAACUUCAAAUCUUCGGAAAUAGUUGACAAGUACAAUUUCCAGAGAAAACCAGAUCACACCACGACACUUAGAACGACCACAACAACUACGACCACGACAAAGCCUCCUUCCACCUACCCGAGUCAACUACUUGAAACUCAUAACCCUUACUCAAUCAACCAAGCCUUCCACUUCAGUACUCCGUUGGACUACCACAACUACUUCGACGACGUGAAACAACCUUACCCUACUCCUGGUGCUAACGGAAUUUCGUCGCCAUCGCCGUCGCCUACCCCUGCACCGGUACCGUCGCAGACACCUAGUCCAGGCACUACUCCGAGUACAGUACCACAACCAGAAAAAGUAAUCACUCAAAAACCAAAAUAUAAUCAACAAUCAUCUCCAAGCUACUUACAAAACUAUACACCAGAAAUUCAUUAUGAUUCUGAUCCAAAUCUGAAAUACCCCGUCUUCAAUCCUACCGACUACAUUGCUAAAUCUGAGCUAACUUCUCAACAGUCGCAACCUAGUAAUCCUCCUGUCAACGCUGAUAAUAAUAACCCAGUGAAUAACUAUAACCAAGAUAUUUCAGCACCAGUUAGAAACAAUUAUAACACAGACGAUCGUGUACCAGACAGAAACAAUUACAAUGAGAACAUUAACACCCCAGACAGAAACCAAUACAACGCGCCAGCAAAUAAUUACAACGCUGAUACUAACAGAGACAAUUACAACACACCCGCUGUCAACAAUUAUAACACAGAUGUUAAUACUCAAGUAAAUACAUACAAAACCGAGUAUAAUCAAAACGUUGAGCCUCAACAUUCUGCUGAACAAAACACUCCGUCGGAACAGUCGUCUGAUGUCAACAAUCUGCCAACCAUUUCUGAUAUCAACACUCCUCCUAAGUACAGCAGUGACGAGUACAACGUGUACCAUACUAACUAUGAUGCUACGGAAGUCAGUCCCACGUCUUCGUCUACAACAACAAGCACUACCACGCGCCGACCUCCACAGAGAAACAGAGGUCGUCCACGAUACACCACUACUCCACGAACUGAGUCAUACGAAUCUACCACUAGGGUGGUUGUAACGAGACGACCUUUGAGAGAAAGAAGACCUCUGCCUACCAGACCACGAUACGAACCUAACAAAAUCACUACUGAAAAGCCAAACAAAAAGCCUUUAGACUCUAAUGAAAGCACAACUAAAUCUUCUAGAACAAGAACUAGAGGACGUAUUCAUUACAAACCUUCAGAGAACGAAGAUAUUUAUGAUAGAAGAGUCAAGACUCACAACAGCAAGGAAGAAGAUCUUGCUUACCAAAGAGAUGUCCUACACCAAAACUAUCCAGUAACACUAAUGGAGCGUAUGAGUACUGUAGACAUUGAAGCGAUCACUGAACCUACUCCUAAACAGACACCUGAAAAGGUCGAAGAACCAAUUACAGAACAUGAUACGGAAAAUGCUUACACUAACGAAAAAGUGUCAAUAACUCAACACUUCUCAAACAGUGAGUCAAACGAAGAGCCUGGUUUACCAACAUUUACCGCUAGAAGUACUUUGCAGAGCGAAACAUCUUAUGUGCCCAAUUUGCCAUCUACCCGCCAAGAAUAUUAUUAUCAGUCUAGAAGCAGCAGUGCACCUGUAGAGUCCUCUGCCUUUGACGAGACGAGUCCCGAAAAAGAAGAAGAUAUCUAUGUCAAGCCAACAACGCCUGUAUCGAAACAAGAGUACGCUGAGAUUAGUUCUUAUGCAACCGAAGCUCCAUCCAUUCCGGUCACAGAACAGAGCGUAAGUUAUUCAGUUGGCAAUGAAUUCUCUUCAAAUAGUCAAGAAGAAACUACUACUGCCCACGAAACUGAAGACAUCAGAGUCGACACCCAAGAGCAUCAUGAGAACGAAGAUGAAGAAAAUGUCGUGCAAACUACACCAUCAUACAACCGAGUGCGCGUGCGUCCCGGAGUUAUCAGACAGUAUCAUCAAGCGUCAACUGAGUCUCCGAGAAACAAGGAACGUAGGAGACCUGCUCAGCCAGUUACUUAUAGGCCGGCCUUCAACGGGAGACGAACAACUAUGAGGAUCGAUGAAAUCGAAGCUGACCUGAAGACGAAACAAGUACACACUAGGCAAGACGUGCAAGAAGUCAGACAUCCUGUGUACAGGCCUGAACCUACAACGGAAUCUGCCGCAACCUCACCAUCAACCACUGAAAGUAGCACAAAACGUGGUCACUUCCGUCGAAGACGGCCAACAUACUCUUACACUACUACAUCGACUGAAGCACCCAGCACGAAACGAAUUUAUGAAGUUAAGAACAGAUUUAGGGGACGAAGACCGACUGAAAAACCCACAGACAGACCUGACGUACAAACAGAAGCCCCUACAUCUACCACCAGAACUCAGCUUCAUGCCAGGUACAGUCACAGACCUAGACUAUCGGAAAGAUACAACAAAAAACCUGAAAGCGAAGAAAUCGAAGAUCAGGAUUCCAACUUCUCUAUCAACAGACCAAAGUACGCGGAACCUGAAACAGAUCAAUGGUCACCAAAGAUCUCAAGCGAUUCCUUCAAACCAUACAACCCUAACGAUAUCGUGGACGAACAAAAAGUUGCCACUACUGAACGACGAUCCGACUCAGAAAGUGAAUUGGACAUCAUUACAGCUAGGAAUGAAUAUGAAGACAUAUUACUAACUGUAACUCCCGCAAGUAACAACAGGGCUAACAAGAAAAUCCCAGAGAUCCCUCCAACGUUAGAAGCAUUGGUGGAACAGAGUAAAGUAACAAAGAGUGAUUCCACGGAUUCUAUGUCUACUUUCGAAAGCAUGUUAGAAGAAGUAAUGAAGAGUUUAGAAGAGCAAGACCAAGACGAAUACAACUCGAAUGUAAUGAAACACAAAGGCGGUGAAAUUGGUGAAAUUCCACCGGAGAGAAUAAUAUCUUCAGGAGACACCUACGCACAGAAGUCGACUGUGGCAAUACAAGAAACCACUACUGAACCAACAUCGGCCGACGAAUCUUCUCUUAAUGCUGAGGAUGACAGUGACCGCAAGAGCCGACGUCGUGGAUUCUGGAAGAAAGUCAAAGUGCGUCCUGCGACAACCGAAUCCAUUGAAUUCGCUGAAUCGCAGUACUACAGCCACACCGUCAACCGCCUUGGAGAAACAGUGAAGGUCUCCAGAAACGUUCAUGAGAAAGGAGAAAAGGUUGAUAAGCCCAAAGUUACUACUUACAAACCAAACUAUAAUUUCAUCAAAGAUCUUUUCUCCAGUGAUGAUGAAGCAGCAAAUAUUGAUGUACUGCCUACAGUAGACAUACCUAAACUUAUAAACAAAUCGCAAGAUAAUGAAGAAACUCUGAUUACAGAAGAAAGUAAGCAGACAACAGUUUAUCUUGACAAGGAAUCGCAAACUGAAUCAGCCAUUAGUCCAGGAGACUUGGAUUUAGGAACAGGCUCUCCUGACCCAACCAUUGACGAUCUUUACUUGACCACUCCAGCAGAGCCGACUACCACUAAUAAACCAAUUACAGUUAACAGUCAAGACGCUGGAUUUAGUUUCAUGGAUUAUUUGUUUGGAACAACUGCAGAGGAUAGCCAUAAACAGGCUGACGGUGAGGAGACAGUAAAAACUAUUGAAAGUGAAAUCCCAACUGAAGCACCUAAACUUAAAAUUGUUACGACAGAAAGUUCCUUCAUUCCUGAAGAAAUAACUGCAGCUUCAAUAAGUGAUGAAAACACUGAGGCUGUCACCGCUUUCGCCGAAAUCAAAAAGUUAAAUAGCACAGGAGAGAGCCAAACAGAAAGUACAGAAGGUGUUACAGAAAUAUCAGUAGUCAAGGUGGAGAGCUCGUCUGUGUCCUCGUUUAUGAAUCCGGCCAAUGUGGUGAGCACUUCGAUGUCCACAGAAGUGUCACAUGAAACAGAAAUAUGCUUUAGGGGAAAAUGCAUCAAAACUAGCAAAGACAUUCUAUAAAUUCCCAGUGAUCUGUAAACAUGGUGCUAAAGACUUGUGUUCAAAGUAGUGAAUUUGUGAAAGGACAUUGACUUGAGAACGUUCUCUCGAGUGGUCGGAUCAGCAGAAAUUCGUAUUCUUCUAUGAAAUAUUUAUUAGUAUUUUUGUGUGGAUUAGGUAUUCGGUGCGGUGAAAUCUUGUAAAUAGUAUUUUGAGAGGCUCUUUACUUGGUUCCACCUGAGUAGUUAUUUCUAAUGAUGUAGGCUUAGCUUCUUUGUACUUUUAAGGUCUGUGGCCACAUGCUUUAAGAGUAACUAUGUAAUAUAAUAUUUUUACGUAGUUUGUAUUUAAUUGUAAGAAUUUUAACAAAUUUUAUCUACCUGCUAACUCUAUCUUAAUGUAAAUAUGACUGAAAUUUUUGUAACCAUAUUUUUUAAGAUUGCAUUGUUACUUAAUUACUAUUUAUUUUCUUAGUAUAACUAUUAAUAUAAGUUUCCUCACACUGAAAUAAAAUGCCGUUACAUUAUAUUCUUCGAAAUGAUGGGACAAUCAAAGACACUGCCUUAUAUUCUAUCCCACCCAUACAACAGCAAUCUUGCUUAUUUGAUAGAUAAUUGUGUAAGAGCUAUCUAUUAAAUAACCACUGAAAUUGUAACUGUAUUAAAUAAAUAAAAGUAUUACCAAUUAA